AUGCCCUUGUCCGGUAAAGAUAUUCUGAAAGGCUUCCAGUUCCGAAAGAAAAAGCCUUGCGAAAAACCAGACGAAAUGCGAACAGCUACCACCAACGAGGUCGCCAAUGCCGUUGAUGACUUUAGACCGGCACUCGAGAAGAUGGUCAGAACCUGCAACAACAACUCCGUUGUCCCGCCUUUGGCGAUUGAUACAUGCAACCUGCUCCUACAGCCUGUCAGGGACUUGCCAGGCAAGCUCGCCAAGGAAACAUCAUUUGGAAAAUCCAUGAUCAACAGCGUGGACUGUGGAGCAAUAGUCACCGGAUUACAAGUGUGCAAAGAGAAGACCGAAGUCUUUACUAGGGGGAUUGAGAUGAAGGAUGAGACCGUUAUGCUUGUUAGCCUUAACGAGAUGGUAAAGUGUGUUCGUCUCUUCGUCAAACAUACAAGCCUCGGAUACGACAAGGACUUGAUCAACCGCCUGGAUACAAAGGCACAAGCUCUUCAGCAGGCAAUCGAAAAAUGCGCCGAAAAGAGUAACGCCACGUUCCACAAUCACUCAACUGGUCCGCUGAAUGCGUGCACGGGUGUCGGUGACCAAAUGCUCAACUUCGGCGCAGGAAACUUCUUCAAAGGGGAUUUUACACCACAGGGACCUGUGAGCUUUGGAGGAGCCGCUACACAAACGCCAGUCACCGCUGAACAACCGGCUCCAAGAGUCUAA
This is a messenger RNA of Sordaria macrospora k-hell, 705 nucleotides long. RefSeq lists its product as uncharacterized. Lineage: Eukaryota; Fungi; Ascomycota; Sordariomycetes; Sordariales; Sordariaceae. The record is from RefSeq and is a predicted model, not a curated record.